Molecule: messenger RNA, 180 nt
Organism: Racocetra persica
Lineage: Eukaryota; Fungi; Glomeromycota; Glomeromycetes; Diversisporales; Gigasporaceae
Source: the annotation of a GenBank genome assembly
CAAGAAUUAGAUAUUUAUUAUAACUCUUGGACUGAUUUAAGUUUUGAUCAAAAUGAUCAACAACCUGUACCUGAUACUCUAUCUAUAGAAGAAGACCUACCAACUGAACAAGAAACCUUACAAUCUAUAUCUAUACAAUCUUAUAAUAUUGAGGAUACAGAAAAUACCCAAGAUCUAUAG